AGAAAGGAGAGCUGUCAUCACAUGGACUUGUCUUUCUCUUACUCUGACGGGGUCCUUCCUUUUCUUCUUCUCCUUCAUAUUUUCUCUCUCACCAUUCUCUUCUUCUUCUCCCUUUCUUAGAUUCUCCCUCUUUUCUCUCUGCCCUCCGCCAUGACUGAGGAUAAGGAGAUGUCUUCCUCUGUCACCAAUGGCGAUGAUUCCCUCACUGGUCACAUCAUAUCUACAACUAUUGGAGGCAAAAAUGGGGAACCCAAACAGACUAUUAGUUACAUGGCAGAACGGGUUGUAGGAACUGGAUCAUUUGGAAUUGUUUUCCAGGCAAAAUGCUUGGAAACUGGGGAAGCAGUGGCUAUUAAAAAGGUUUUACAGGACAGAAGAUACAAGAAUCGCGAACUACAGUUAAUGCGUGUUUUGGAUCAUCCAAAUGUGAUCUCUUUGAAGCAUUGUUUCUUUUCAACUACAAGUACAGAUGAGCUUUUUCUUAAUUUGGUGAUGGAAUAUGUUCCAGAGUCUAUGUAUAGAGUCAUUAAGCACUAUACCAAUGCUAAUCAAAGAAUGCCAAUCAUCUAUGUAAAACUUUAUAUGUACCAGAUUUUCAGGGGGCUGGCUUAUAUACACACUGUGCCCAAAGUUUGCCACAGAGACUUGAAGCCUCAAAAUAUAUUGGUGGAUCCUCUUACACACCAAGUGAAGCUAUGUGAUUUUGGAAGUGCAAAAGUUCUAGUAAAAGGUGAAGCUAAUAUAUCAUACAUAUGUUCACGAUUCUAUCGUGCUCCAGAACUUAUAUUUGGUGCCACAGAGUAUACAAGUUCAAUUGAUAUUUGGUCAGCUGGCUGUGUCCUUGCUGAGCUUCUUUUGGGCCAGCCAUUAUUCCCUGGCGAAAAUGCAGUAGACCAGCUCGUACAUAUUAUAAAGGUGCUUGGCACACCCACUCGAGAGGAAGUACGCUGUAUGAAUCCCAAUUACAAUGACUUUAGGUUUCCACAGAUAAAAGCACACCCAUGGCACAAGAUAUUCCACAAAAAGAUGCCUCCAGAAGCAAUUGAUCUUGCAUCCCGGCUUUUGCAAUACUCCCCAAGUCUCCGAUGCACUGCGCUUGAAGCAUGUGCACAUCCUUUCUUUGAUGAACUUCGAGAACCCCAUGCUCGCCUGCCAAAUGGUCGUCCAUUUCCUCCUCUAUUUAACUUCAAACAGGAAUUAUCUGAAGCAUCUCCAGUGCUUGUUAACAAAUUGAUACCUGACCACGUGAAGCGGCAAAUAGGGCUGCAAUUUGUUCCUCCAGCAGGAUCAUGAUGAUGAGCUUUAGGGGGGCUUUAGUGUAUACUAGUUGAUAAGUUAAACAAAAGUGACACCGUUAUUUUUGUCUAAAUUAGCAUGUUCUGUGGCCUGACCAGUGUAGUUUCAAGCUGAACCUAGACUGAGACUUGGGGUGCUGGAUGCCUGCAGUUGAGAUCCAUCAGCAUAUGCAUACUUUUUGAUUCUCUGUUGCUACUGGUGGAUCUUAUUUCCUCAGGCUAAAUAGCCUUUGUUUAUUGUAAACGUCAACAUGUCAUAUAGUAGUAAAGUAUAUUUGGCCUGAAAUGGCAGAACUUAGAUUGCUUCUGUGAGGGGAAAACAAAAGCCUUAGAUGGAAGGAGGGAAGGAGGGUCCACAUGAGUUUUGAUGGUGGGGUUGUUGGGUUUGGUUUCCUCUUGUUAAUGUAAUUGGCGAUUUGUAAUGUUGUUGACCAGUUCCUUGUGAAAUGUAAUGUGCUAUCCUAUCUGUUUUUCUUUAA
Glycine soja is the source of this 1774-nucleotide messenger RNA. RefSeq names its product shaggy-related protein kinase eta-like. Gene Ontology annotation, molecular function: protein serine/threonine kinase activity; ATP binding. Bases 151 to 1293 code for a protein of 380 amino acids. Gene Ontology annotation, biological process: protein phosphorylation; signal transduction. Lineage: Eukaryota; Viridiplantae; Streptophyta; Magnoliopsida; Fabales; Fabaceae. The transcript is spliced from 12 exons. Gene Ontology annotation, cellular component: cytoplasm. The record is from RefSeq and is a predicted model, not a curated record.